AAGUCCGUGAAGGCGCUCAUGCUGGUGGUGCUGGUGUUUGCCGUCUGCUGGUUCCCCCUCAACUGCUUCUUGGUCCUCUCCUCCAGCAAGGUCAUAAGUGUCAACAACACCCUCUACUCUGCCUUCCACUGGCUUGCCAUGAGCAGCACCUGCUACAACCCUUUCAUCUACUGCUGGCUCAACAACAAGUUCCGCACCGGGUUCAAGUCCCUGCUCCAGAUCUGCGCCUGGGAGAGGGACCCUGGCCAGGUCGCCCUUCCCGUUGUGUCCCUGGAAGAAGGGAGAAGGAUGGCAUGGCCCGAGGCUGAAGGAAGGAGGAUGUCUAACGUGGAUCUGGGCAGACCUCACCCAUCCACCUCCAGAAUGAUGUCCGAGGUCCACGGUUUGGGCAUCGAAAUGGGGAGGAUUGGAGGAAGUACCUCAGCUGAAACAGAGUAACUGCCUUGUAGUCCAGCGUUCCAGACGUUUUUGCCGGCGUUGAUGUUGCUGAGCUUCACUUGUAUCGGUGCGCUAGGAUUUCUGAAAAGGAUGUUGUU
This is a messenger RNA of Polyodon spathula (Mississippi paddlefish), 536 nucleotides long. RefSeq names its product probable G-protein coupled receptor 83. The transcript is spliced from 2 exons. Gene Ontology annotation, cellular component: membrane. The record is from RefSeq and is a predicted model, not a curated record. The coding region runs from base 19 to 438 and encodes 139 amino acids. Lineage: Eukaryota; Metazoa; Chordata; Actinopteri; Acipenseriformes; Polyodontidae. Gene Ontology annotation, molecular function: neuropeptide receptor activity. Gene Ontology annotation, biological process: neuropeptide signaling pathway.